CGUGAAGUGAUCUUCCCCCAUCCAUCGUCUGCCCUGUCCAGUCCCAUCGCACCCCCCUCCCCCCCUCCCUCAAUCACCACUUCCCUAGACCCCCGAGCAAGGAUGGCAGGAGAUCUACGGGGGCGACAAGGCUCUCAGGAGCCCGAGGUCUCCACGAAAGAGUCCUCGCCGGGCUUCUCGCCAUUCGAGUCCGGAUCGUCCGUGACGUCCAUCGACGGGCCCAACCCGGCCGUCCUGGUGGGCUAUGCGUGCCGCGUGGCGGGCGCAGACCGUCCCAGCAAACUAUGGGACAAUAUCGUCGAGCAGAAGGAUGUGAGAUGUAAAAUGCCGGCGAAUCGCUUCAAUGUGGACAACUUCUUCCACCCGGAUGGCACGCACAAGGGCACGACCAAUGCCAAAUACGGAUAUUAUCUCGAUCAAGACCUGGGCCACUUUGAUCGCAGUUUUUUCCGCAUCUCCGGCAAGGAGGCCGAGGCCAUGGACCCCCAACAACGCUUGAUCCUCGAGGUGGUGUAUGAGGCCUUGGAAGAUGCCGGCAUCACCCUCGAGGAAAUCAACGGCUCGCGCACCUCCGUCCUGUGCGGGUCCUUCACGAAUGAUUACAAUGCCAUGCUCACCAAAGAUCUUGAAUACUAUCCCAGCUACACAGUCACCGGCACCGGCAAUGCCAUCCUCUCGAAUCGCGUCUCCUAUGUUUUUAACCUCCAGGGCAUGAGUCUGACCAUCGAUACGGCCUGUUCCUCAUCGCUGGUGGCGUUCCAUCUGGGCGCCCAGUCCAUCCAGAGCGGGGACUGCGACACGUCCAUCAUCGUGGGAUCCGCCCUGCAUUUCGACCCCAACAUCUUCAUCACCAUGACCGACCUCGGCAUGCUCUCGGAGGAAGGACGGAGUCGCGCCUUUGCCGCUGGGGUCAAGGGCUAUGCCCGGGGAGAUGGUGUAUGCGCAGUGAUCCUGCGAGGGCAACGGCAGGCGGAACUGCAUGGCGAUGACAUUCGCGCCAUUGUCCGGGCCACCGGAUCGAACCACGAUGGCACGAAGCAGGGUAUCACACUCCCGUCCUCGGACGGACAAGAAGAGCUCAUCCGGAAGACGUACCGGUCCGCCGGCUUGGACCCCGUCGAUACCACUUAUGUCGAAGCCCACGGCACGGGGACGGGGCGCGGGGAUCCAUUAGAAACGAAGGCGUUGGGGGCAGUCUUUGGCUCGAAGCGUCGCAAGCGUCCGCUGUAUGUCGGUUCGAUUAAGAGCAACAUCGGCCACACCGAGGGAGCCUCCGGGCUGGCCGGCAUCAUCAAGGCCACCAUGGCGUUAGAAAAGGGCCAGAUCCCCCCCAAUAUGCAUUUCAAGAUUCCCAACCCCGAGAUCAAGUUCGACGAGUGGCAGAUUGAGGUCCCCACGGAGUUAGUCGAUUUUCCCCUCAAUGCCCACGGCCGUCGACGCGUUAGCAUCAACUCGUUUGGCUAUGGAGGCGCCAACGCCCACGUUGUUCUGGAGGACUAUCGGCCACACACCAUCCAAGAACGCCCGCCAUCAACAGUCCCUCCGAUCUUCGAGGCGGCGGUGCAACACCGUCCGUUCCUCGUGCCCUUAACCUCGCAUUCCGACAAGGCGGGCGAUCUCCUCACGGAGCGAUUGGUGGAAUAUUUGCAGCGCCAGGAGGACUGCCAGGUGGCCGACCUGGCCGUCAGUCUGUCCACGGCCCGCUCCAUGCAUGACCAGCGGUCCUAUGCCAUCGGCAACGAUCCCACCACCAUCCAGCAGAGCCUGCAGAAAGUGCCCGCCUGGACCAAGACCAGCAAGCAGGCUCCGCGACUGGGAUUUGUGUUUACCGGCCAGGGUGCGCAGUGGUAUGCCAUGGGUCGCCAGCUGAUCGAGCAAUCCCCCAUCUUCUUGCAGACUCUGCAGCGUGCGGACCAGGUGCUCAAGGCGCUGCCCGACGGCCCCAAGUGGUCGGUGGUGGAAGAGCUGUCGCGCACCAAGGAGGACUCCCAGCUCAGCCAAACCCACCUGUCCCAACCCAUCUGCACGGCGCUGCAGUUAGCCAUCCUCGCACUGCUGAAGACCUGGGGCGUCGAGCCCACGGCCGUCGUGGGCCACUCGUCCGGCGAGAUGGGCGCGGCGUUUGCCGCCGGCAUCCUGUCGUUCGAGAGCGCCAUGUACGCGGCCUACUACCGAGGCCUGCACAUGUCCAACGGAGCCGCCAAGGCCGGUCCUGAUGCCAUUCCGGGGGCGAUGAUGGCCGUCGGGCUGGGCGAGUCCGAGGCCGCGGCCGAGCUGGAGCCCUACAAGGGCCGCGCCGUCAUUGCGGCCGUCAACAGUCCAUCCAGUGUCACCCUCUCCGGGGACGAGGACGCCAUCAUCGAGGUCCAGAAGAGCCUAGAGGCCCGGAAGAUCUUCGCGCGCCGGCUCCAAGUCGCGCAGGCCUUCCACUCCCACCACAUGUUCCCCUUGGCGCCCGCCUAUGCGAAGGCGCUGAAUGAAUGCGACGGUUUCGCCCCGCAACCCUCGGACAAGGCCCGCAUGUUCUCCAGUGUCACGGCGCGCGUGGCCGAUGCGGAGCAGAUGGGGGCCGAGUACUGGACGGCCAACAUGACCGGCACCGUGCGCUUCUCCGAUGCGCUGGUGGGCAUCCUGAUCGAUGAUGCCGAGAACCAGAACGUCGAUGUCCUGGUCGAGAUCGGCCCCCAUGCGGCGCUCAAGGGCCCGGCGCGCCAGGUGAUGAAGAGCCUGAACCUGGAUUUGCCCUACUUUGCCUCCCUCACGCGCGGCACCCCCGACUACGAGGGCAUCCUGGGGCUGGCCGGGCAGCUGUUCCAGGUGGGAUACCCCGUGGAUUUGCUGGCCGUCAACAGCGACGCGUAUCUGAGCGACUCGGGGCUCGCCUGCACGGUGCCCCGCGGCCAGCGCCGGAAGGACCUGCCGAGCUAUCCGUGGGAUCAUUCUGAGCGGUACUGGGCUGAGACACGCCUGAUCCACAACCACCGGCUGCGCGAGUAUCGCCACUCGCUGCUGGGCGCCAAAAUGGCCGGCUCGAUCGAGAACCACGUGCGGUGGCGCAAUUACCUGCGCAUCCGCGAGCUGCCGUGGCUUGCCGACCAUGUCAUCGACGGCAAGGUGCUGUUCCCGGCAGCGGGCUACAUGAGCCUUGCAUUCGAGGCGGUGGCCCGCGCGCGCGAUGGGCUCCAGGCCACCGAUGGCUUUGCCCUGCGGAAUGUCUCCAUCAAGUCGGCGUUGGUGCUGGAUGACUCGGACAUGGGCACCGAGUUGAUUGUCGACCUCCACCCCCAGGUCACCUCGGCCAAGUCGCGCUCGGAUACGUGGUACGAAUUUGAGAUCUUCUCCUACGACAGCCGGUACCACUGCACCGAGCACUGCUCCGGCCUGGUGGCCGUCGAGGCCCUCUCCGGCACGACGGCCGCGCAGGACCGGGAGGCCCGUCUGCAGAGCAGCACCGCCUGGUCGCCGGUCAGUCGCUACUAUCGCCAUCUCAGCGACAUCGGGCUGCAGUACGGGGACGAGUUCCGUCUGUUGAAUGGCAGCAUCGAGUCGGGGCCGGGCUUUGCCUGUGCCAGUCUGACCUUCAACCCGGAGAAAUAUGCCAGCCAGCCGGCCGAUGUGACCUUCGUCCACCCCACCAUCCUCGAUGCCACCUUCCACACCAUCUUCCCGGCCCUGGAGCUGGUGCUGGGCCGCGACCUGGACGAGGCCUACAUCCCCACCUUCGUCGAGAGCUGCCACAUUUACCCGGAGAUGCUCACCAUCAAGGAUGCCCAGGGGCCGCAGGAGGUGUGGGUGGACACCACGACGGAGAAGUCGGGCUUCCGCUCGGCCAUCAGUCACCUCAGCGUCGAAACCGCGGUCGGUCACCAGCCGUUACUGUCCUUCUCGGGCCUGCGGGUGACCUCGCUGGGCAGCGGCGAUGAUUCCAAGGACCGGUCACUGUUCUUCCGCGUCCGCUGGCAGGCCGCCUUUGACCAGCUGAGUGCCGAAUCCUCGCUGGUGUCCCAGGCAUCGCUGGCGGAGCUGCUUGACAUGUUCGUCCACCAGCACCCGAACACCAAGAUCCUCCAUGUCACCGGCGGAGUGGAGGACACCGAGCAGGUGCUCCGGGCCCUGAGCGGCCCGAACAAAGAGCGACGACGCCUGAAGUCUCUGACCCCCGUCUCCGGCAACAUUGUCGCAUCUGGGGAUGCCUGGGAACAGCUGGCGGGCCAAUGGCCGGGUCUGGUCAGCCUCGAGGAGCCAGCGGAAAGCGACUACGACCUGGUCCUCAUCACGGGCGCCCAGCAAAGCAGUCUCCUGCCGUUCCUGAAGGAGGGUGGCCAUGUCAUUGCUCCUGCCCAGGGAGAGACGGAGACCGCCCUGGAGUUGCUUUUCCAGAGCCAGGAGGCCGCGGUGUGGAAGAGGGCCACGACCCAGCCCGAGGAAUCCAGCCCUAAGCCGCUGGUGAUCAUUCACUCCUCGCCGCCCUCCAGCCGGACCGUCGACCUGAUCUCCCGACUCGCGGCCUCCAUGAAGCACCGCCCAACCUCCUGUGUCGAGUUUAACGACCUUGCCAAGACCCCGCUGGGUGACGCCGAUGUUGUGGUGCUCGCCAGCCUGGAUGGCCCCUUGUUCAUGCAGCGAGACCCGGCCGGGGAAGCCAUCUUUGAUGCCGCCCGGGAGCUGCUCCUGCGCCCGCACCUCAACCUCGUGUGGCUGCUCGAGGGCGCCACCGACCAAGUGGCCGAGAACCCAUUGCACGCGAUGAUCGUGGGUCUGGCGCGUGUGGCUCGCACCGAGAACGAGGGCGCACGCAUCCUGACCUUGGAUCUGCCGGUCGACUACCCACCCCAAUCCACCGUGCCCUUUGUCAACCAGCUGUUGGAUCGUGCGAUCGUGGACGAGGAAUGGUCCCUCCGCGACGGGGCCCUCUAUAUCCCUCGCAUCGAGGCGGAUGAUGAGCUGAACUCCAAGGUCCGCGGGGGUGUCAACUCGGGUGAGAAAUUGGAGGCCUUCGGCAGCGAGCGUCCCAUCCAGCUGACCAUCGGCCAAGUGGGUCGCCUGGAGAGCCUGGUCUGGGAGGAUGACGAGGCGAUGCUAGAUGAGGAGCUCGGCUCCGAGGAGAUUGAGAUUGCGGUCAAGGCCUCGACGGUGAAUGCCCGCGAUGUUGCCGCGGCCACGGGUACCAUCGACGACUUCCGUCUGGGCGAUGAAUGCGCCGGCCUGGUGCUGCGCGUCGGCUCUCAGGUGGAUCCCGCCAAAUUCCAACCGGGUGACAAGGUGCUGGCCAUUCGCCCCGGUCAGGGCGCUCAUCGGUCGGUCGUGCGUAACCCUGCCUCGUGCUGCUUCCGUCUGGGCCCCAUGCCCUUUGAGGAUGCCGCCGCCCUGCCGCAGAUCCUGGUGACGCCGUACUACGCCCUCGUAGAGAUUGCCCGUUUGCAGGCCGGCGAGAGCGUGCUGGUGCAUGCAGCGGCCAGUGGCGUGGGUCAAAUGGCCGUCCAGAUUGCGCAGAUGGUCGGCGCCAAUAUCAUUGCCACUGCGGGAUCAGAGGCCGAACGCGACCUGUUGGUGACUCGCUACGGACUGGCUUCCACCACGAUCUUCUCGUCGCGCGACAUCAGCUUUGUCGCAGGGGUGCAGAAGGCGACGAGCGGACGGGGAGUGGAUGUCGUCCUGAACAGCCUCUCCGGCAAGCUCCUCCACGGAUCCUGGCGCUGCGUGGCGCCCUUCGGACGGUUCAUUGAAAUUGGGAAGCAGGAUAUCAAUGAGAAUGCCAUGCUCGAGAUGGCCCCCUUCCAGCGCAACGUGCUCUUCGCCUCGGUGGACCUGGUGACCUUGUACGCCACCAACCAAGCUCUGGGUGCCCGUCUGUUCCAAGAGGUCUGCGACCUGUGCCACGUCGGCAAGCUGGGCAUGCCCGAAACCGUCCUGGGGGUGCCCUACUCUGAAGCCCCCAAGGCAUUCCGCCUCGUGCAGAGCGAGGGCCACAUCGGCCAGGUCGUGCUGAAGGCCACCGAUGAGACGCAGGUGCCCAUCCGGCCGCCCACUUGGAAUCGGCGCGCCAACCAGUUCAGCCCUGACAAGACCUACCUGCUGGCGGGCGGUCUCGGAGGUCUGGGCCGGACGCUGGCCGAGUGGAUGUUGCAGCGGAACGCGAAGAAACUUGUCUUCCUGUCGCGAUCGGGCGAGACGCGCGAGGAGGCCAAGUCCACUGUUUCCUGGCUACGGGCCCAUGGCAUUCAAGUGACGGUCCACAAGGGCGAUGUGGCCAAGAUCGCCGACGUCGAGGCGUGUGUGAAAGCCAUCCCCAACCUCGGGGGUGUCUUCCACGCGGCCAUGGUCCUGGCCGAUGCGGCACUGGAGAACAUGACCUAUGCGCAGUGGCAUACGUGCGUCCAGCCCAAGGUGGUGGGCGCCUACAACCUCCAUCGGGCCACGAAGGACCUUCCCUUGGACUUUUUCGUGGCUUUCUCCUCGGUCUCGGGCUGCUUUGGCACCAAGUCUCAGGGCAACUACGCGGCUGCUAAUGCCUACAUUGAUGCCUUGUGCCGCCACCGCCGCCAGAUCGGCUUGCCGGCCUCGACGAUGAAUUGCGGUCGUAUCACGGGCAUCGGUGUGGCGGCUGAGGCGGCCUCACUGGAGCGGUUCAUGGAGCAGGAGGGCUUCGACGGGGUCAAUGGACAGGAACUGUUGCAGCAGGUCGAAGAGGCCGUCUUCUCCGACCAGACGGCUACCGUCUCGUCUCGUGGCGUCGAUCUGUAUCAAACCGUGACGGGCGUGAUUCUCACCCGCGAUGAUGUGUACUGGGCUCCGCACUCGCUCUUCAAGAACCUGUACCAGAACCACGACUUCGACCGCCGCUCCGGCCAGAAACCCGGCGAGGUCAGUCUCCCCGUGCUGUUCACGCAAGUCACCGACCCGGAGCAGCGGGCCGCGUUGUUGCUGGAGCGCUUUGUCGAGAAGCUGGCCGUGUCGCUCGGCGUGCCCAAGGAGUCGCCCAAGCCGGCGGAUCCCAUCUACGGUCUGGAUUCCCUGCUGGCCGUGGACCUGCGCAACUGGUUCACCAAGACCCUGGGCGUCGAUAUCGCCUUGUUCGACGUGAUGGGCGCGCCUUCCAUCCGCUCCCUGAUUGAGAAGGCUGUCAGCCUGUACAAGGACCAGGAGGUGAAGAGUGGCAAGCCGGCGCCACAGAAGGCCAGCAGUGCCUCGGCUGCCACGGGGGCCUCUGAGGGCGCCGCCACCCUGGAGAUCCCCAAGGCCGACCUGGCACAGCCCCUGCCCUUGUCAACCUUCCAGAACCGCCUUUGGUUCUCCCACAGCUUUGCCCAGGACAAGUCCUUCCUCAACAUCCCGGUGGUCAUGCACAUGCGGGGGACGCCGGACCACUCCAUCUUGCGGCGGACUCUGACCGAACUCCGGGCUCGGAACCCUAUCCUGCGGACGGCCUACCAGGAGGGCGAUGACUUUGCUGAGCAGGCCAUCAUCGACCCCACGGAGGUCCUGGUCAAGUUCCGGGAUGUCUCCGCCCAGGCGGACCCCCGCGAGGCCCUCCAGACCCUGGUCGCGACGUUGAAGCGCAAGGAGCUGGAUAUUGAAGUUGGGGAGCUGAUCGAUGCCACGCUCGUCAAGGUGACCCCGGAGAAUUACGCGCUGGUGCUCAUCAUGCAUCACAUCUGCACCGACCGAGGCAACACUCAGCCACUGCUGACGCAGAUCACGACCUUGUACGAUACCCUACGCAAUGGCCGCAGCCUGUCGGCCAUUCCCGCGCCUAAGGUCAACUAUGCCGACUUCACCCUCUGGCACAACCAGCUGCUGUCGUCCGACGCGCUGGUGCCCCAUGUCGAGUACUGGCGACAGGCUCUGGCUGGCAUGCCCACCGCCAGCCCAUUGCUCCCUUUCGCCAAGUCCGAGCGUCCCUCGUGGGAUGAUUACUCGCGGGCCACCAUCACGGCCCAGCUAAAGGCCACGCAGCUCAAGCGCAUCAAGCGCAUCUGCUCCCAGGCCAAGAGCAGUCCGUUCCAGUUCCUCUUCAGCGCCUUCCGGGCCUUCCUGUACCGCUACACCGCGGACAAGGACCUGACCAUCUUGAUGGUGGACGGCAAUCGUCCUCAUGCCGAGUUCAAUGACCUGCUGGGAUUCUUUGUCAACAUGACCCCCAUCCGCUGUCAGGAUGCCUGCGAGGGCACCUUUGAGGCGCUCCUCAAGACCAUGAGCGGUCGCAUCCUGGAAAGCAUGUCCCACAGCGUGGUGCCGUUCGACGUGAUCGUCAGCGAGACCAAGGUGGCGCGCAGUGCCGGCCAUUUCCCGCUGGGCCAGGUCAUGGUCAACUACCAGCAGCCCGAGGGGCAGGCCGUGUACCAGGCGGGUGACUUCGCGCUGCACAAGCUGGAGGCGGAGAACAUGCCGUCCGGCUGUGAGUUGAGUCUCGAGGCCCGCGAGGAUUCCGACAACGUGCUGCAGCUGCAGCUCGAGUUCUCGACCACCCUGUACGGGGAGCCCGACAUGCGCCGCUUCUUCGACAACUUCCAGACCUUCCUGACCUCGGUCAUUAAGGACCACCGCCAGCCGAUUGCGAGCGUGCCCGUCUGCGGGCCGGCGGAAAUCGAGCGGUUGGGCGUGCAGUUCUGGAACCACCAAUACAAGCCCCAUUCGUGGGAUGACACCACGAUCGUCGAGCGGGUGCUGAGCGUGGCCGAGACCCGGCCGGAUGCUAUUGCCAUGACCACGUCCGAGGGGGAGAGCAUCAGCUAUCGCGAUCUUGUCUUCGCCGCCCGUCGCCUGGCCUUUUCACUGCAGGAUGCAGGCAUUCGCCAUGGCCAGUAUGUGGGCAUCCUGGCCGAUCCUGGUAUUCCCCUGGUGGUCACGAUGCUGGGUGCCUGGUUCAACCGCUGCGGUUACCUGCCCAUGGACCCGGCCAUGGCCGUGGGUCGCCUGUCCUUCAUCACCGACGACUCCCAAAUGGGGCUGCUGCUCUUCGACGAGGCAUCCCGGGGGCUGGCCUCCCAGGUCCGCGCUCAGAGCAAAUCCCCCUAUGGCCUCCUGAGCAUCCGCGAUGCCACGGCCUCGUGCGUCCUGGCCGACGUGCGUCCCUCCCUCCGGAGUGACCCGUGCUAUAUGCUGUACACCUCCGGAAGCACCGGAAUUCCCAAGGGGGUGCGGCUCUCGCAGAGCAACGUCCAUGAGAUGCUGGCCUCCAUGCAGCAGCACUUUGACUUCAGUCCCCGCGACCGGUUCCUGCACCAGAUCUCGCCGUCAUUCGACCUCUCCGUGGUGGAGCUCUGGUCCUCCCUGACGGCUGGAGCCCGGCUCUGCAUUGCCACCAAAGCCACCCGGCGGAACCCCGUCCUGCUGGGGGAGUACAUGCGCCAGGAAUCCGUGACGGUCACCUACUUCACCCCCACUCAAUUUGCGCUGGUUCUCGAGCAUAACGGUGACGCCGUGGCCGCCUGCCCCGAGUACCGCAUCGCGCUGCUGUGUGGCGAGCGGUUGCCUGCCCGCUUGGCCAUCGCCUUCCAACGCCUGGGCACGCCAGCCACCCUCUACAACUGCUGGGGACCCACCGAGGCGGUGGUGCAGACCACCAUCCACGCCGUCCAGGGCACCGUCGAUGACCAGCUCAACAUCCCCAUCGGCUUUGCCCUCGGCAACUGCCGUCAUUACAUUGUCGACGAGUGCCUGAACCCCCUGGCCCCCGGCUUCAUCGGCGAGCUCUGCAUUGGCGGGCCCCAGGUGGCCCGGGGUUACUGGAACCGACCGGAGGUGAACCGCAAGCAGUUCAUCCGCAACCCCUUCUGCAGCCCGGAUGACGAGGACCGUGGAUGGACGAUGCUCUUCCGCACCGGGGACCGCGCCCGCUUCCUGCCGGAUGGCCAGCUGGAGUUCUUGGGACGGAUCUCCGGCGACAAGCAAGUGAAGCUGCGCGGCUUCCGCAUCGAUCUCGGCGAGGUGGAACAUGUCAUGCAUCGGGAAUCCUUCACCACGGAUGGCCAGGGGAUCGUCGACCUGGCAGUGGUAGCCCGCUCCGUGGAGGACGACCCGAACUCGCUCACGGACGAUCGGCAGCUGAUUGCCUUUGUCGUGCCCAAGAAGCCCCUGCAGACGGCGGCCGAAAAGAAGGAAUACGCCUUGCUCCUGCAGGCCCGCGCCAAGUUCUCGCUGAACGAAUACAUGUUGCCCAAUGCUUACCAGUUCCUCGACGCCCUGCCCACCACCACCAGCGGCAAGACCGACCGGCGCGGGCUGCUCUCCUGCCCGGUCGAGCUGACACACCCGAUUCAAGGACCUGUCAGUCAGUCUUCUUCUGACCCGGCUGCGUCUCAGCCGGACGCGAACUCGGCGCCCAAGGAAGCCCGUCCGGAUACGCUUGCGGCGGUCAGCCGAGCCUGGCAGGCCGUCUUGAAGCUGGACGGGCCUCCGGAACCCACCGGCAACUUCUUCGAGAUGGGCGGCCAAAGUCUUCUGUUCCUCCGUCUCCAGGGCAAGCUAAAGAAGGAGUUCAAGGUGGCUCUCAGUCUGCAGGACAUGAUCCAGAACCCGACGCCCAAGCAUGUGGCCGAGCUGGUGGACCGACACCUGGGAGGAAGUUCUAGCCCCAGCACCGGCACCAACACCAAUGCGCCGACGGAGAACACCGAGAAGAUGGUCAUCCGGAGCCAAGAGGUCGAACGGGUUGACUGGGUGGCCGAGACGACCCUUCCCAUGGACUGUCGCUUCCACCCCUCCGAGGCCAACCCCCCGGCGGCCGUGACCAAUAUUCUCCUGACCGGGGCGGAUGGCUUCACGGGCAUCCAUCUGCUGGCCAAUCUCCUCACCCAGCGGCCGGGCGUCACCGUCUACGUGCUGGGCAGCUACGCGCCGCUCGAUCACGGAAAGAUCUUCCAGAAGCUGAUGGAAUUCAAGCUCGUGAACGGAACCCUCACGCCGGAGCGCAUCCUCACCGGCAUCCAAGUCGUGCCCGGAUUCCUGGCCCACCAAUCGCACUUUGGCCUGUCGACGGUGGACUUCAAGACCCUGGCCACCUCGAUCCACGCCGUCUACCAUCUGCUGUCGGAGGUGUCCCUGCUCAAGACCUACCGGGACCUCAAGCACAUCAACACGACCUCCACCCUGACCCUCAUCGAGCUGGCCAACCUCGGCGGCCAGGGCAGUCGCAUCCACUACCUCUCCACCUGGAGUGUACCCCAUCUGCAAUCCUGGGAGCAGUCGCACCGCAACCUCUCCGGCAUCCAGAUCAACGAGAUGAGCCCCAUCCACUUCUCCCCGCCCGCGACCGUCGACAACGGCUACUUCAAGACCCGCUGGGCCACCGAGAUGCUCCUCACGCGGGCCGCGGCGCGUGGCUUCCCCGUCACCAUCUACCGCUCGUCCGCCAUCUCCGGCAACACGGUCACUGGUGUGGCUUCGUCCGACCAAGACAUCGUGCGCGGCAUGGUGAUGGACAUGGUGCGCCACGGCGUCGUGCCCCAGGCCGGCACCGCCUCCGAACCCUUCGUGAUCGACUUCAUCCCCGUCAACUAUCUCUCCGAAGCGCUGGGGCACUUGACCCUCUCUCAAGACACGGGCCGGCAAUCCGGACUGGAGGUCCUCCACAUCACCAACCCUCAACCCCUGCCGCUCGAGCAACUUCCCCAACUGACCAGGGCCGUCCGCGGCGACAACCAGACCGGCCGCUCCGUGAGCAUCGCCGAGUGGCUCGCAGCCCUAGAAGAAGCCGCCGGCGAAGACGAGCAACUACGACUCGAGACCCUGCGCGACUACUUCCUCAACGGACACAACAUGUUUGCCCUGGACAGCCGCAAAGCGACGGCACUAUUGGCGGAGGUGAAGGAUCUGGUGGCAUGUCCGCCGGUGGAUGCGAAGUACCUGCGGGACUUGUGGACGGGGACGGCUUAGAUGUAACUAACGAUAUGAUGGAUGAUGUUGGAACUGUUACUGUAGCCCGCUGAUCAGGGCAUGGCUUUCUGUCAUAGAAUGCGUGUCAUUUUUUUUUCUGCUUGCGAUGGAAUCUAAUACGAAUGGCUUGAUCAUAUGAAAUUGUAGUAUCUGUUGGAGAGUCG
Aspergillus ibericus CBS 121593 is the source of this 12041-nucleotide messenger RNA. RefSeq names its product lovastatin nonaketide synthase. The coding region runs from base 103 to 11877 and encodes 3924 amino acids. The transcript has 3 exons. Lineage: Eukaryota; Fungi; Ascomycota; Eurotiomycetes; Eurotiales; Aspergillaceae. Gene Ontology annotation, biological process: fatty acid biosynthetic process. Gene Ontology annotation, molecular function: 3-oxoacyl-[acyl-carrier-protein] synthase activity; oxidoreductase activity; fatty acid synthase activity. The record is from RefSeq and is a predicted model, not a curated record.